Ilyonectria robusta is the source of this 705-nucleotide messenger RNA. RefSeq lists its product as uncharacterized. The transcript has a single exon. The record is from RefSeq and is a predicted model, not a curated record. Lineage: Eukaryota; Fungi; Ascomycota; Sordariomycetes; Hypocreales; Nectriaceae. Bases 81 to 302 code for a protein of 73 amino acids.
CUAGGCUGAGGAGGGCAUUUCGGCCAAUUUGUCUUCCAAACAGAAACCGCUCCCACCACUCAACCGUUUACACACUUUCUAUGACCAUUUCCUGCCUAUUCUCUGUGUCAUUCCCAGUCCCAUGCGUCGCGCUGAGGCUGAUGGUCAAAUCCACCAACCCUUGCCUUCCCUUUUCGCAAUAUCUCGAGCAACAGCCACCGCGUUCUUUCCCUGGGGCUAGUUUUGCCGUAUCUGGAGGCCGAGACAAUACACGCCGUCUUGACUCGGUGGCUUCGGCUUUAAUCCGCUUUGGUCCAAGGUGAGAACCACCUUACGCUUGCAGUAGCCUAAUUCCACCUCGUCGAUAAUUUCUUGCGGUUGAGAUAUCGGCUUCGCACCGUUUCUUCGUCAUUUGAGAAAGCCGCAUCGUCCAGCCCGUCGACAGCGCUUAAUGAUGCUCCAUUUGCCAGCAUGCCUGAUAAAAUGACGCGGGAAGUGGUAUAUGAUACAUCUUUCGGAAAGAUCGAAGCUCAGGGUACCAUGUACUAGACAAAAGAUGGUCGUUUCGAUUGCGCAUCGUUGUCUCUAAUUUUGGCAGACAUAUCUGUUGAAGGAUGCCCCCGGCCGCCUACGGCCCGAGACAGCCGGGACCUCAUACAGGCUCCAAUUCCCUCGCCUAGCUACCUCAUGAUAGUCAUGACAAUACACACAUCUUUGACCUCUUAA